Molecule: messenger RNA, 429 nt
Organism: Nematocida homosporus
Lineage: Eukaryota; Fungi; Microsporidia
Exons: 1
Coding region: 1-429 (142 amino acids)
Source: RefSeq, a predicted model, not a curated record
AUGCCCGGCGAAAUUAAAGAAACAAUUGAUGCAACUCUCUCUAACUCUGAGGUGAUAAACACUAAACUAAGAGAUAUUUUAUACGGCCGAAGUGAUCUUAGUGGUAUCAUACAUGGCGUGGUGAUUGGUUUGAUUGUUGGAUUAGUACUCGCAACUGUUAUUCUAAUGGGCUUUAUGAUGUGGGAAUUAUGGAAGUAUAUCAAGAAUAGGCCGGAGAAUAGCGACCCCUUGUAUGAAAUGGAAGAGGGUAGUGUUGACUCAAGAUCAGAAAGGUUCGAGGGUGAAUUGAGUCGUGAAGGGUCCGAGGAUGAUUUGAGUCGUGGUUUCUCAGACCGAGAUUCAUGGUUUAGUCGAUCCGAAUAUGAUGAUGCUUAUUUUACAGACAAAAGACCACGAACUACCGGGCAGACACCGCGGUUUAAUGCUUGA